Molecule: messenger RNA, 2795 nt
Organism: Drosophila biarmipes
Lineage: Eukaryota; Metazoa; Arthropoda; Insecta; Diptera; Drosophilidae
Exons: 2
Coding region: 1714-2277 (187 amino acids)
Source: RefSeq, a predicted model, not a curated record
UUCAAAUUGCGACGUACAUUUCGGGAAGCUACAACUAAUUGUUCAAUUUGUGGAUAUUUGCGUUCCAAAUCUCUACUAUGUCUGCGCCCUGUUGCUGCAAGCGCAAGCUAAAUUCAUGCGGUGAGAUUCGAAGGAAGAUGGAAAAUUACUGCAAAGCGAACCAGAAAAGUGGCAUGAAUACACGAGUCAGACGAGUCAACUACGCUCACUGCUACUAUCAUCGAAAACCACUGACCUGGAAUAUAAGCAGAGCCUACAAAAUCAAUUGACUUCUAACGGACGAAAGGCAAACAAAAUGGGUGAAAAGGAUGUCUAUCAAAUUUGAUGUCAUCGCAAAUCAGGAAAACCAGAAAAGCGUUCUGUUUCGGCUAAAAACAUGGCCCGUUCGAACAUUGCAUUCACUGUAGCAUCCGAAAGAUCCCUAGCUCUCCGCGCCCAAGCUCACAUACCCGUUAAUAAAAUUAAACCUAGCUGGCGAAAAAACAUGAAAAAAUGCUCUAGAAAUAUGCUAAGGCUCAAGAAUUAGAAAAGCAGAAUAUUUUGAUGCAGAAUCUAAACAAGAAACGUGAGUCACUGAACAAGUUAAAAAAAAAAUGUUAUGUUAAACAAGGCUCAGACCGUUCGUAAAAGCCAAAAGAAGGACAACCCAUAUUGCAGCCCCUUAAAAGCAGUGACUUCUGACCCUCGUCAAAAAAAAUAAAAUAACGUCUUCUGAAUAUUUCGACCAUUCGUUGCUUAAGCAAGUUUCCAAAGAAAGACUAACUAGCAAGGACUUAAAGCUGAUCAAACGAGUGCACACUUCCUUUGGCAUUUACCAGAGGAGCAAAGGGCAGGAAAGGAGCAGGGAGGCUCAAAGGGGCUCACAACAUUUCGGCCCAUUGCUUGAAAGGACUGCUGCUGUGGGGCCCGCCUUGCAUUCUGUUUUGAAGAGCAUGCACAAAUUGGAGGUUUCCAGGCCCAACGUAAAAUCGAUUCAGCACACAGAUCUUUUUAAUGAUAUGCUUAUGGGUAAGGCCGUCAAGUUUUCCAAGCUUAAUCCGCUUCUUAAGUCUUCUCAACGCUUAAAAAUUACAUUACCGAAAGAAAAUAAAGCGAUUAGUAAACAAAGUGGAAGAAAAUCUACCAAUGUCCGACCCAAAUUUUCGUGGGGAAUCAGGGAAAAGAUCAGGAACUGGCAAAGCACCGGAAAUAGGACCUUUAAAGAUCUAAAAAAAGGCAACUGUGUUGAAAUGUCAGAACGCAUUCCAGCACUAAAAAGCCGAACUCAAUUGGGUGCCAAGAUAAAGCAGAAGAGGAGAACUAAAAUGUCUCAACUAAAAAAUAAGCUAGAUCCAAAUUACGGCAUUCGUGCCUCCGAACCCUACAGCCAUACCAGUAUUACUAUUACCAGAAGGCGUCAGACAAAACAAUUCCACGAAAUGCUGAAAGGCGAUCAAACCUUAAUGCCAGAACUGAAGCGGGCAUUGGCAAGCAACUACCGAAUAAGUGCUGCUAAGUAAAGCUCUUAAAGACUCAUCUAGCGAACUAAACCCAGUACCAAAUAAGGGUCAAGACGUCUUAUUGUCGUCGUAUUGUGUCGGCCAAGGAAUUUCGCCUUCCAGGAAGUAAAACGCCAGGAAAGGACUGCCAGGUCUCAAGCACUCAAAUUUCGAUCUAGUUCAUACAGUGACUUCGAUCAGUUUUCGCUUAAGACAAAUCGGCAAACAAAAAUCCAUGCCAGAUCGGAAAAUAAUUCACCAAAUGAACUUAAAGAAUCCGAUUUCCUACAUGUCUAGCGAGAAAAGUUUUCUUUAUCAGAAGACACCAAGUGUAACUUCAUCGGAUAAAAGCCAGCGAACUUUCGGAUCUGUAAUAAGCACAACGGAUAUGGUCCUGUCUGUGCUACCGAGACGAAAGAGGGAGGAAAACAAGAGCUUCGCAGCCACGGAUACAGACAAAAACUUGUUUGACACUUUUCCGGAGAACCACGAUGUGCAAGAUGACAUAAAGAAUAGCACCUUGGGGUCGGUGCGCGACGAGGUCAAGACCCGGGAGAGCCUGGCACUCAGAGAUCUGGACUUGCGGGAACAGUGGCGACAGACUCUUUACGCUGAGGAGCGGGCCUUUGUACAGGGACGCAUCCAGGAGCUGAUGAAGAAGGUGGGCAUACGCAAGGACUUUCGACCCCCGAAACCCGAACGGGAUUUUGUGACGGAGAACAUUCAUAGGCUUCGUAAUAUACAGCCGACGAAAAGAUCACACUUUGAGGAAAAGGUGAAACCGCGAGGGAAGCCUUGAGUGAAGUUUUGAGGGUGCCCGAAGACCCUGUAAAUCUUUCAAGGGAAGAUCCCAAGAAGGGAUCUCCAACAAGUAUUUCCAGGCGUGCCCCGAGGAGUUUGACUCACCAAUGGAUUUUUUGAAGCAGAUAAUAAUGCGUCUAUGCUCUGAAAGGUUGUGGAGAGGACAAACUAGCCCUCAUCAAUCGGAGAAUACAGAAUCUCCUUCCGAACAAAACGUUCGUGGUAUACCUUGGAAAAAAAAGCGUAGCGGCUGCCUCUGAGGCUUGGUUAAAAUCUAUUAUUUAAAUGUUUUCAUUCGUUCACUGCUAAUAUCACUCUUUUUCAUUAGGAAUUCACCAAUCCUACUUUGAUUUGAUGUAAAAAGCAAUGAACUUUAAUAGUAUACGCAGAACGCAUUUCAGCUCGUGGUCGCUAAAUUUGAAGUUUGAAGCCAUAGCUCGACAAGACCAUUCGAACCCAUGCAAAACACUUUUAUUUUAAUUUUAGUUUAAACAGAACAAAAUUUCGUCAUCGCUA